Molecule: messenger RNA, 1594 nt
Organism: Mugil cephalus (flathead mullet)
Lineage: Eukaryota; Metazoa; Chordata; Actinopteri; Mugiliformes; Mugilidae
Gene: abhd14b
Product: abhydrolase domain containing 14B
Exons: 4
Coding region: 158-793 (211 amino acids)
Cellular component (GO): cytoplasm
Source: RefSeq, a predicted model, not a curated record
AGUUCUCCAAACUAACGCUAGACGUCAGUAGAAGAAUUUCCAGAGUUUUUUUUUCCUUCUCUUGUUUUCCGGGAUAUAAAGUGAAACUGCAGCUGGUUCAAAACUUAGUUGUCCUGCUUUAUUUUUAGUGGUUUGGUCAUCAGUGGAGGCGGGAAGGAUGUCGGCUGUGAAGAUGACUGAGGGCAGCGUGCAGGUGGAAAGCUGCAAAGCUCCACUGUUCUACAGACAAAGUGAACCUGCCACAGGAGACGCAAAGAUGUCGGUUUUACUUCUGCACGGGAUCCGCUUCACGUCAGAAAACUGGCUCAACAUCGGCACUCUGGAGACCCUGGCCACAGCGGGCUGCCGCGCCGUCGCCAUCGACCUGCCAGGACUUGGUCGGUCCGCGUCAGCCCAAGGCCCGGCAGCGCUGGGGGAACUGGCUCCUGCAGGUUUCCUCAAGGAGGUGUGCGAGCAGCUGAGUCUGAGUCCGGUGGUGGUGAUCAGCCCGUCCCUCAGCGGGAUGUAUUCCCUCCCCUUCCUCCUCCAGCACCAGGCUCUGAUAAAAGCCUACGUCCCCGUAGCUCCCAUCUGCACGGAAAAAUUCACAGCGGAGCAGUACGGGAGUGUGAAGGUCCCGGCGCUGAUCGUGUACGGUGACCAGGACACUCAGAUGGGAGAGGCGUCCCUGCGUAACCUCAGCAACCUGCCCGCUCACAGCGUGGUGGUGAUGAAGGGAGCGGGUCACCCCUGUUACCUGGACGACCCGGACACCUGGCACAAGGCUCUCACAGACUUCCUGGAUACGCUGUGAAGCUCUGUAUUUGUGUGUGUGUGUGUGUAGGGGGGGGUAGGGUGUUCUCAACCACACAUGAUCGACUCAUAGGAGCCACACAAUCACAUUAUUCAAAUCUUUUCUAAUGGCAGCAGGUUUGUUCAUGAUUUAACAUUUUUGGGAAUUUGCUUCCUUGAAGAGACGACUGAUGCCUUUUUUCCUGUGGGCUUUUGAAGUUACAGCCAGUAGAUAUAACAAUAUAUAGUAGAUAUAAUAUAAUAACGUAGAUAUAUAAUAUAUAGUAGAGCAAAUCCACAAACGCGUUUAAAGCUGAGCUGGAAACUGGAUGCAGUGCCGUGUUUACACUGCAAAUGACAACAGUUACAAGGUGACCAAGCAUUGCCAAAACUACGUGGAAGCGUUCCUCAAGCACUCAUUGAAGUUGUUAUGAACUGGUGAAAUAAACAUGAAGCCGGCUCACUGUCGACUAGUAGCGUGUCACGUCUGUCGCGCCGUUACAAGUGUUGGCAGUCAGUUUGUAGCUUGUGUCAUUUCUCACUGAAAAUGAUUUGUGGCCUGCUGGUUUACACCUUUUUUUUUUUUUUUAUACCAAGAUAAAGUGUGUUAAAUAGUGAUGUACACUACCUGCUGCGUUUGUGUCAUAAGCAGUCUGGUGUAGCCAUUAAGAUUUCAUUACGGGGCGUUUCAGCUGAUACAGAGAAAAAAAAACGAAUGUCACGUGAGCCCAACCGAAAAACCAAAACACCACGCCAUGAAAUGAAGUGAAAAAUAUGAACAUUAUUUAAUAACUGAUUCUCUGUAAUAAACAAUUUGAAAAUA